Molecule: messenger RNA, 2707 nt
Organism: Puccinia graminis f. sp. tritici CRL 75-36-700-3
Lineage: Eukaryota; Fungi; Basidiomycota; Pucciniomycetes; Pucciniales; Pucciniaceae
Exons: 7
Coding region: 352-2592 (746 amino acids)
Biological process (GO): intracellular protein transport; endoplasmic reticulum to Golgi vesicle-mediated transport; COPII-coated vesicle cargo loading
Cellular component (GO): COPII vesicle coat; endoplasmic reticulum exit site
Molecular function (GO): zinc ion binding; SNARE binding
Source: RefSeq, a predicted model, not a curated record
CAGCAUCAUCAUCAACAACAACAACCACAUCAGCAGCAUUAUCAACAACACCAGCAGCCUGCAAACAUCCCAGCCACUAACCAUUUGCAAUACUCUCAACCUAACCAUCAUCACCCACCAUUAACAAACCAACAGCCAUCAAACUUCAACCCUCAGAAUCCAAUCCAACAGCAACAACAACAACAACAACAACAGCCUACUCCAGAUGCAAGCCUAUCCUAUGGUCUAUCAAACAUCAACCUCGGCUCGACCAGCCAACCAGAUGGAACUCCAAUCACCAAAUCCAAAAGACCAGCUAGAGCAUUCCACCAAGAAACCCAACCCUCAACCGCAACCGGACUUAACUCACCCAUGCCGCCUCGGCCGGACUUAAAUAAUAACGCACCCUCAUCAGCCUUUCGUCACCGACCCGAUCGACCAGAGCAUCUACAGCGUUAUGAGCACCAGCCCAUGCCAGCCGUCCCACCUGGACCACCUCUCGACCAGCCAACCCAAACUAACUCGAUCCAGCCUCUAUUUCAGCAACCAAACCAACAGCGAUCAAGUGGACCACGCAAUCGGAUCGACCCUAAUCAGAUCCCUUCUCCCGUGAUCGUACAUGAGCAAGAUGCCGAGAUAUUCUCUCAGGAACCCUUCCGAACCUGUCAAUCCGUCUAUGCCGGCGCAAACCCUCAAUCUUUUGGCCCCAAUCAUCCACCACCACCCCCACCUCAGAUCCCACUCAGUCUGACAGAUUAUGUGGCAAUCGACGAAGGCAACUGCUCCCCGAGAUUCAUCCGGGCAACCACUUACUGUCUGCCCGCAUUGGAUGACAUUGCUCAAGCUGCUGAACUACCUCUAGGCUUGGUCAUCCAACCUCUGGCCGAACUAGGACAAGGUGAAGGAGACAUGGUGCCAAUCGUCGAUUUCAGUCAAGAUCCCACCGGCCCUCCACGUUGUAGUAGCUGUCGAGGGUACAUCAAUCCCUGGUGUACAUUCAUCGAUGGUGGCCAUCGCUUCAGAUGUAAUCUAUGUGGUAAACCAAGUGAUGUACCUUCUGCAUACUUUUGUCACCUUGAUAUGUCCGGUCGGAGGGUUGAUCAUUACCAACGUCCUGAACUGUGCAGAGGAUCGGUAGAUUUCAUCGUCAAUCAAGACUACUGGGUCCAAUCCGACUCCUCGGAUUCCAAGUUGAAUGCCCGUGUCCCUCAACCGAUGAAAUAUCUAUUUGCGAUCGACGUCAGCUGGUCUGCUAGCAAGAGUGGGAUGUUGCAACAGAUCACCAAGUCGAUCAAGUCGAUUAUCUUCAACCAAGAUCCUCAAGAGCAGGAGGUAGAUGAUGAUCUCGAGUUCCCAUCCGAAAGCUUGAAGCCUGCUCGGCAGUUCCCGGUUGGCGCUCAAGUAGGCUUCAUCACCUUCGAUCGCACCGUUCAUUUCUACAACCUGAAGGCCGGCCUGGACCAAGCUCAGAUGCUCGUCGUACCCGACCUUGACGAUAUGUUCGUUCCGAUAGGCGAAGAUGCCCUCUACGUUGACCCAUCUGAAUCUCCAGCCAUGAUCCAUAAUUUGCUCGACAGUCUACCCUCUAUGUUUGGAGAGAAUAAUAUCAUGGAAUCUGCCCUCGGUGGACCUGUUCAAGCUGCAUUUUCUAGCUUGAAACGGCUGGGAGGACAAGUAAACAUCUUUCUAACUUCCUUGCCGACGAUUGGACCGGGCGGAUUAAAGCAAAGAGAAGACACCAAACUUUACAAUACUGAGAAGGAGAGCACGUUAUUCAAUCCAGCCGAUCCUUGGUAUCGACAGGUUGCAGAGGAAUGUUCAUUGGCUGGAAUUGGUAUCAACAUGUUCUUGUUCCCAUCUCAAUACAUUGAUGUCGCUACCAUCAGUGUUUUAUCUGGUAUCACCGGUGGCGAAGUCUUUUUUCACCCCAGAUUUACUCCACAAAGGGAUUGCUUCAAAGUGCAUUCCGAACUACGUAGAGUCCUGACCAGGGAGACCGCAGCUAGUGUGACGAUGAGGAUCAGGUGCUCGAAUGGGCUAAGAAUCUCCGAGCAUUUCGGAUCGUUCUUGCAACGGAAUGUGACGGAUCUAGAGUUUGGAAAUUUGGAUGCCGAUAAAGCGAUAGCUGCUAUACUCAAGAUCGAAGGCAAAUUGGAGGAAAACUCUUCCAUCGAAGCUCAAUUUCAAUGCGCUCUGCUAUACACUUCAGCUACUGGACAAAGAAGGGUUAGAUGUCAUAAUCUAACGCUACCUGUCACCAGAGUCAUUGGCAACAUCUUCCGGUCGGCUGAUAUGGACGCGACUAUGGCUCUGUUGACGAAACAAUAUAUUGCCCAAAUUGUUCAAGUCCCAUUACGAGAUGUUCGAGCGACUUUAACCGAGAGUUGUGUGAAGAUCUUACUAGCUUAUAGAAAACAUUGUGCCUCCUCAACUUCACCUGGUCAACUAAUCCUACCGGAGUCGUAUAAGCUCUUCCCAUUAUACGCCCUCGGCUUGAUGAAGACCAAGGCGGUCAAAGGAGGCAAUGUCUCGUCUGACGUCCGAACCCAUUACAUGAGAUAUCUGAAAUCUCUCGGCGUCGCUCAAACUAUCCUGAUGCUCUAUCCAAGAUGAUUCCCAUACAUUAGCUGGGCGAAAUGCCUGAUGCCUGUCAAUUCAUCCCAACAAUCACAGGUUAUCCUUCCUCCUUUGAUGAGCCUAGUUACUUGAGGAUGAAGCCGAUGGGGUU